This is a messenger RNA of Neurospora tetrasperma FGSC 2508, 987 nucleotides long. RefSeq lists its product as uncharacterized. The transcript has 3 exons. Gene Ontology annotation, biological process: fungal-type cell wall organization. Gene Ontology annotation, cellular component: fungal-type cell wall. The record is from RefSeq and is a predicted model, not a curated record. NCBI's taxonomy places the organism in Eukaryota, Fungi, Ascomycota, Sordariomycetes, Sordariales, Sordariaceae. Gene Ontology annotation, molecular function: structural constituent of cell wall. Bases 1 to 987 code for a protein of 328 amino acids.
AUGAAGCAAUAUCAGAUCCUCACUCUUCUUGCCUGCGUGGCCACGGCCGCUGCUCAGGGUGUCACGGCCAAGAUCGCCCCCGAAGCCAAGGCCCCCACGGGAUGUGGCCCGAAUUUCAACGACAGGUUCGAGCUGGACAUCUUGGAACUCGGCAACCCAACCAAAAGAAGCGAGCAGGUCCGCCAGUGCCAUGGCGAAGGCACUCUCGUUUCCCAGCUUGUGGAUGGUGUGUUGACCGACGCCCAUGGUCGAACCGGAUACAUUGCCUCGAAUUUCCAGUUCCAGUUUGACGGUCCCCCUCAGGCUGGUGCAAUCUACACGGCUGGCUUCUCGGUGUGCAACAACGGCUCUUUGGCGUUGGGCGGGUCCACUGUCUUCUAUCAAUGCCGCUCCGGUGACUUCCAAAACCUUUACGACCGCUGGUGGGCUGAGCAGUGCAGUCCCGCAGAGAUCUUGGUAAUCCCUUGUGGUGACAGCCAUCAGGACGCUGCGAUCAACGGCGUCGUUGUCGGGACCACAGUCCUACCCACGACAGUGGUUAUCCCACAGAGUGAUGGUGAGGGGAAGGCCGUGGUUACUACGGCAGCUGUUCCGCUAUGCUCUGUUGGCGAGAUCGGAGAUGGUCAGAUUCAGGGACAUCCGACCCUCUGUUCCGAAUUUGAAUUCCCCACGCCACUGACGGACCUGGUACCCGUUUCUGAGUAUGCCGAUGGUCAGAUCCAAGUGACACCUCCUGCCCCUAAUACACCUGGAAACCCCAAGUCGCAGCUCACGCCCCCUAAUUCAGUUCCCAACAUCUUUCUGACGACUACUCCUGCUUCCGGGUCCCCGCCAGCCCAGAAUACUGAGGUUCCUCCCGGGGUCGUUGUCGUGCCGCCCAAGCCCAGCGUCGUGAUCACCAACGAUGCCGGCCGCCGCUGGCUAUCUAGCAUCAACGGAUACAUAGGCAUUGCCCUGGGCGUUUUCGGUGGCAUGCGGUUCAUCUGA